This is a messenger RNA of Cornus florida, 1299 nucleotides long. Its product is annotated as caffeic acid 3-O-methyltransferase-like. Lineage: Eukaryota; Viridiplantae; Streptophyta; Magnoliopsida; Cornales; Cornaceae. Gene Ontology annotation, biological process: methylation. Gene Ontology annotation, molecular function: O-methyltransferase activity; S-adenosylmethionine-dependent methyltransferase activity; protein dimerization activity. The record is from RefSeq and is a predicted model, not a curated record. The transcript has 4 exons. Bases 34 to 1146 code for a protein of 370 amino acids.
GUGCUAGUUGUAGAGACUUCACUCCCAACUUCAAUGACACCCGAAUCAAAACUCAUGUCCCACCAAGAGAAUGAACACUCCCAAGGAGAAGAAGAAGUGGGCAAACUCGCCCUCCGGUUAGCCAACGCCGUGGUUCUUCCGAUGGUCUUGAAGUCGGCGGUGGAGCUCAACCUGAUCGACGUCCUCUCCGCCGCCGGCGACGGCGCGUACCUAUCACCGUCCGAGAUCGCGGCCCACCUGCCCACGCACAACCCCGACGCGCCGAUCCUGCUGGACCGCAUGCUGAGGCUUCUGGCAAGCUACGACAUUCUCAAGUGCUCUAUCCGGACCGGAGAGAACGGUGAAGUGCAGAGACUGUACGGCGUGGGACCCAUCUGCAAGUUCCUCACUAAGAAUCAAGAUGGAGGCUCCGUGGCUCCUUUGUUUCUCUUGCAUCACGAUAAGGUCUUCAUGGAGAGCUGGUUCCACUUGAAUGAUGUUAUACUAGAAGGAGGAAUCCCAUUUAACCGUGCUUAUGGAAUGACAGCAUUUGAAUACCCAGGAACGGAUCAAAGGUUCAACAUGGUAUUCAACCAGGCCAUGUCGAAUCACACCACCUUGAUCAUAAAGAAGAUACUCGACAUCUACAAAGGAUUUGAAGUCCUUAAUGUGUUGGUUGAUGUGGGUGGUGGCAUUGGAGUGACUCUCGACGCCAUCACUUCCAAGUAUCCUCAUAUUAAAGGCAUCAACUAUGAUUUGCCUCAUGUUUUAGCAGAUGCCCCAUCUUAUUCAGGAGUGGAGCAUGUUGGGGGAGAUAUGUUUGUUCGUGUUCCUAAAGGAGAUGCCAUUUUCAUGAAGUGGAUACUCCACGAUUGGAGUGAUGAGCAUUGCUUGAAACUUCUCAAGAACUGCUGUGAAGCUCUUCCCAACAACGGAAAGGUCAUUAUUGUAGAAUCAAUUCUCCCUGAGGUUCCUGAGAAUAGUGUUUCCUCACACAUUGUCUUUGAACAAGAUUUGUUCAUGCUAGCUCAAAACCCUGGUGGAAAAGAGCGGACAAGAAAGGAAUAUGAGACCUUGGCAGUAAAAUCUGGAUUUUCUGGCUGUGAAGUCAUAUGCUGUGCUUACAACAGUUGGCUCAUGGAAUUCCACAAAAGAUCGAACACUUAGCUUCAUUAUGAACUUUAGUUACAGUUGAUGAUACUGUACACGGCCAUGAAUCCUGCUCUCUGAAAUUUAUCAUGUAACAAAUGAGAUUUCUCUGUUUGUAUAAACAUGAGUUUUAAGUUCCCUUUUCAAGUAAUGGAAUGAAUGUUUACACAA